UCAUCAUGCAGAGAAUAAGAAAAUUAAUAGACGCGUAAAUUUUUCUAAUUGCAUUCUUUGUGGUUUGUUUUUGUUGAAAACAAAAAAAGUUAAUACUAUCGAUUCAAAAACUCAAAGUCGGUAUAUUAGUGUGUUAAAUAACGAAAAAAAUUUAUUUGCACAUAAGCGUUGCACGCUAUGGAGCAGGUUGCACAUGUAGAAGCGUGCCGCCUGUGCGCGAAUUUCUAUGUGACCGGUGCUGAGGUCGAAUUUGUACAUCUCUUCCAACCACUGACCGGACUUGAGGAGCAGUUGCACUUUGCACGCACCGAAUUGAGCAAUUGGCACUUGCAGAUUUCGGGCGAUGAUGGCUUGCCACAGCGUAUUUGUGCAAAUUGUUUUACACAAUUUUGUAAUAUAUACGCAUUCCGUCAGCAAUGUGUGUUGGCACAACAAAAGUUGUUGCAAUCAUUUGUGGGCGUUGGUCUGAGCGCAGACAAUGCAACUACAGGCGAAGCUAAACAACAACAGUCAAGCUCAAACACUGAUUUGACCAGCGACAGUGAGCUGCUGAAUGGGUUGAAAAUGGAGGCACCCGUGACCAGCGCAGAAUUAAUGGCCAGUUUAGAUUGCUUACAAACGCCCACCACCAGCGCUGACGUGAUCGCCAGCUUAGAUGGCAUGCAGCUGCCCGCUAGUGUGGCGGAGACGCUCUCCAUGCUCACACAGGAACUGACUACCAUGCAAAAUGGCACAUUACUGGAUAAUAGCGCCAGCUCCAUAACCACACAUGCUAAUAUGGACACGAAGACGGCGCAAACGAAUGUUUUGCAAUUCAAUGCAGCUACAACAACACAAAACAUAUACUAUACACAGCCGACGCCAAUCACCACAGUGAGCGCAGACACCAAUACGCCAGCGACUUUAGUGACGACCAGUGACAGCACGCCAAAGCGUGCUACAAAAUGCAGCAAAGCCAGUGAUAUUGAUUUGGAGGAAAUGCUACAGGGCAGCAUUAUACAGAAGAACAACAAUUCUUCCACAGAUUUGAAGGCUGCAGCGCAAACUGACGACGCAGCAGCACAGCAGCCCUACCCCAAUUAUAAUGAGCUGUUGGAAGAUGAUAUGGACCUUAUCUCAUGCUCCGACCCCGAGGACACACACGAAAUGGACGAGCUCGAGACCGAUGGGGACCCCUCCACACAAACGCGCAUCUCACGCAACCCAUUCGCCUGUCAAUACUGUUACUGCCCGAACUCCGGCUCCAUCGAUCACCUGGUCUUCGACAGCGCCGAUGCGCUCUCGCAGCAUUUCUUCGACGUACACGACCCCAAUUUGCCCUACACAUGCCCGUAUUGCCCGCAAAAGUACAGCUCCGUCAAGCAACGCGACUAUCAUGUGCGGCUCAUACACCCGACCGCCGCCAAAUCCGAACACUGCAACUACUGUAAGAAAACGCUACGCUCGCCAAAAGAAUUACACGAGUUCAACUGUCAAUAUGUAAGCAAUUGGCAUUGCGAUACGUGCGAUCAGCGUUUUGUGCAAGUGCCCUUGGGUCGUUUUCGCACGCAUCAGCGUCAUCACGCCGCCAGCAAGUUUAAAUGUCGUGAUUGUGCGCGCGUGUUUGUGCGUCGCGCCAAUUUGGUCGCACAUGAGCGUAUACACCGGCCGUCAGUUCAACACGCGAUACAGUGCGAUCAAUGUAAAGAAGUAUUCUCCAACGAUUAUGAGGUGCGCCGCCACAAGUAUCAAGCGCAUGAUGGCGCUUUGCCAGUGCGUUGCGCCUACUGUCACAAGGGUUUCGUCAGCAUGGCCUUUCUCAGUCGGCACACGCAACACUUCCAUCCGGAGAAGUUGAACCACACCAAUUUCGCGUCCGCCACCUGCAGCAAUUGCGGCUGCGCCUUCAGCUCCAUACACAAAUUGCGUCUGCACCUGCAGCGACCGCGCGACGAGAACGGACGCUGCAUUGAGUUGGUGCGUGAAGUCACGCCAUAUCAGGAGCGCGCACGCCAGCUACGGCGACCGCGUCUGCACUCCUGCCAUCACUGCAAUAAGCGCUUCUCCACACGUGCCACGCUCGAAAAACAUAUGACCACACAUGAGGCCGUCACGUAUGGCUGCAACGAGUGCACGACCACCUUCGCGAAUGCCAACGAGUUAAAGCAGCAUGUCAUGCAGUUGCAUGUGAAGCCACGCUACCUCAAAUGUGAGCACUGUGACAAGCGCUUCUGCUAUAUGCGCGAAUUGCAACAACACCAGAAAAUACACAUCGCCGCAUUUGAAGACAAAACGCUGCACUGCCCCGUCUAUAAGUGCGGCUUUGUGGCCUCCUGCGCACAGGAAGCACACGAUCAUGCCAUACUGAAGCACAAGCUCGUCGCCUGCGAGUACUGCGAUGGGCUCUUUGCGCGCAAUCGGCUCUCAGUUCAUGUACGCACCACGCAUGCCGCCCAAAUUGGUGUAUCUGAAUCGAAUAACAAUAACAAUACUGAAGCUAGUGUGCACAGCUCAUUGGCGGCACAAAACGAAGACUCUUUGGCCGUGGCGAGCAUACUCGACAACAAUACACAUAACCAAAGCAAUGAUAAUGACAUUAUGGUAUCAUUUGAGGAUAGCGCCAACAGUGGUGGCGAGAAGGUGCGCGUUGAGUUGGUACAUCAGCAGACGCCAAGUAUGAGCAGUUUGGUGCUGCAAGAGCAAACGUCCAACACUUUUAAACCACUCAUUCCAACGGCCGAUGAAAUGGAGCAGAACUUCCUAAUGAACAAUUUGCUGGAUCCGGAGCAUGAGAUCAUAGUCACAUGAUAGACUGUAGACGAACUGUUACUGUGUAUGUAGUUGCGACAGUUAAUUUGAAAAACAAACAGAAUUUCCGUAAGAAGUAUUGGCAACGAUUUAGAAAAACAAAAACAAAUCGGUGUGACCUUAAAGUGAAUAUCUCGUAGCAUUAUAACUUAAAAUAAUUGGUUUUGACAAUUCGAUAUUAAUUUUACAAAUAUGUUUAGUUAUCCAAAGAAUUUAUUUUAACAGUUGUUUCUUACAGCCAACAAAACAGCUAAUGAAUUAAAAAUAUGAAUGAAUUGCAAAUAAUGCAUUUUAAUUAAGUAAUUUUCGUAAGUUAAGUACUAGAAUUAAAGUAUUUUCAAAAUAUGUUAAAAAAAACCUAUGAAAGAAGUAAAAACAAAAAAAAAACUACUCGUAACGCAGAAUUCUACCUAGGGAACGCAAUCAACCACAACUUUACAGCAAGCAAAUAAAAAAGUUAUAGCAAUUAAAAACAAAAAUUAAUUCAAAAAGUUGAAAAAUGGGUCGCAGCUUUAAACGAAUAAUGCAUACCUAUUUAAAAAAAAAAACUGUAAAAAAGUAUGGGCAAAGUUUUUCAAGUAAGACAAAUUCUAAAGACAAAGUAUAUUAAUUAAAAUUAGUAAAUAAUUUGAAAAAAAACGAUGCUGCAACCAAAAUAUUGAAAUGGUCGAUGUUUUAAACAUAAAAAAUGCAUGUUCGAAAAUUCGAACUUAAUUCGAAAAUACAUAUUAACCGCAGAAACAUAAAAAUAUACCAUUAACAAUUCUGCAAACAAAAUUUUUGGGCCUAAGUAAUGCAUAAAAUAAGUUUUGAAUAUGCCAAUAAUGGCUAACAAGUAAUUUACAUUUAGUAAUUGUAUUCGUUAAAAAAUUGCAUAACUGCAAAAUAUAAGUAUACAUACAUGGGCCGCUUAAGGCAUGAAUCUUUUGCAAUCAGUAAAUAUCUUUGAAAAAGAAAUUAUUUUCGAAAAAAAAAAUUUUUAGUACGUCAAAACAUAUUAAAAUUACACUUUUUUUUAUUCAUGUAUAUUUCUGUUGCUAAUAAGAUUUUUCGCAUAUUCGAAAUCAAAACCAUUAUAAACAUUAUUAUUAUUUUUUUU
Molecule: messenger RNA, 3886 nt
Organism: Bactrocera latifrons
Lineage: Eukaryota; Metazoa; Arthropoda; Insecta; Diptera; Tephritidae
Product: zinc finger protein 236-like
Biological process (GO): regulation of DNA-templated transcription
Cellular component (GO): nucleus
Molecular function (GO): DNA-binding transcription factor activity, RNA polymerase II-specific; RNA polymerase II cis-regulatory region sequence-specific DNA binding; zinc ion binding
Source: RefSeq, a predicted model, not a curated record